CCAGUAGUUAGUAAGAAGCGGUAGGUAGUCUCUGACAAGUAAGCGGAAGAUGGAGAUGCGUGUGCGUGUUCUGGUGGCUAUCGGCUUCGCUUGUGCUUUGGCUCGAGGCGAAUACGUCGUACCUGACGCAAAGUUCGAGGCACUGAAGCCAAGGGGCCUGCGUGUGUCCAUACCAGAUGAACCUGGUAUUCAGCUCUUUGCUUUCCAUGGGAACGUGAACAAGGAAAUGAACGGACUGGAAGCUGGACAGCUAGCACGUGACAUCAUCAAGGCGAAGAACGGCCGCUGGGUAUUUCUUGAUGACAGGCUCAAACUAAAUGUUGGUGAUGUCAUCUACUAUUGGUUGUACGUCAUUUAUGAAGGACUUGGAUACCAGAAACUGGAUCAAACCUGGACGGUUACCGAAUUUGUGGAUCCGAACAACGAGGACGGGGCGGACAGAAACCCGAAACCGCCCGUAACCCCUCCUCCUGCGACAUGUGGCAGGUCUCCUACACUUGUGAGCGGGAAGUCUGCAUGCCAGGGCCAGCUGAUCUUCGAGGAGGACUUCAACACACUGGAUGCAGCCAAAUGGGAGCACGAUGUUCGAAUCGCUGGCAGUCCCGAUUUUGAAUUCGUCGCUUACACGUCAGAGAGGGGCAACAGUUACGUAAGCGAUGGAGUUCUGCACAUCGCUCCAACUCUCGUGUCAGAAACACGUGAUGAAGAUUUCAUCACGCACGGAAAGCUCGACUUGCCUCGGUGUACCGGCAUCGCAGGCUCUGUGGAGUGCUCCAAGCAAGCCCAGGGCUGGGACAUCCUCCCACCUGUGUUCUCCGCCCGAGUUCGGACACGUCAGCAUUUCAGCUUCUGCUACGGCCAAGUGGAAGUCAGGGCGAAGCUCCCAGCAGGCGACUGGCUAUUCCCAGAACUAUGGCUGGAGCCAAAAGACAACUGGUAUGGGAGAGAGUAUCUGUCUGGAAGGAUACGGCUCGCAAUGGCAAGAGGUAACAGGGAGCUGUUUCUGAACGACCAGAAGCAAAGUCACAUUGGUGAGCGCCGCCUGGAAGCAGGCUGCACGUUGGGCAUGGAUCAGAAAGUACGCCAUGAAAUGAAGAAUUGGGAAGGAAGAUCUGGCUGGUGCGAAAAUUUCCACGUGUACAGUCUGACCUGGACACCAGAUGACAUGACUUUCAAAGUGGAUGGACAAACACUCGGUGUUCUGAGCCCUCCUCCAGGAGGAUACAGGAAUUUACCCACGUUCACAGGAAGCCACGAUAUCCCCUGGGGACAGGGUACUAAACUGGCACCCUUUGAUAAAGAGUUCUACCUCAGCCUUGGCCUUGGAGUUGGUGGGAUUCAGGACUUUCCUGACAACUGUACUACUGGCUUGCAGCAAGGAGGCCUGCACCCUAAACCAUGGAAGAACACUAGCCCCAAGGCUAUGCUUCAGUUCUGGCGGGACAAGGAAAACUGGAGACAAAGCUGGUCAAGUGGCAACUCAGACCUCCAAGUGGACUACGUCAAAGUGUGGGCUCUGAGAAGACGAAGUGUUGUUCUGGGCACCGCUGGAAGACAUAUCUCCGUACUGCCAACAUUUGACACCGUGGAGGCCAUGAAAUUGGUUCUGCUGCUCCUCCUGUGCGCAGCUGCGCGCGCAUCUGCAAAUUGCAUCGCCUCUAUCACGACGGCGAGUGGCCACAAGGCGCCAUCACGGAUCUGCAGCGGAGAUCUGAUAUUUAAUGAAGAGUUCAACAGUUUCGAUUUCCAGACAUGGAACCACGAGAAAACCGCAACAGGAGGUGGCAACUGGGAAUUUCAGAUCUACCUGAACAAUCGGUCCAACAGCUUCGUGCGCGACGGGACGCUGUUCAUCAGGCCAACACUGACUGCAGACAAGUAUGGAGAGAGAUUCCUCACGUCAGGCACACUGAAACUUUACGGCGGGGCUCCUGCUGACGAGUGCACAAACCCAAUGGACUGGGGUUGUGAGAGAAGAGGAACGAAUGCAAAUGUUUUGAACCCAAUCACAUCUGCAAGAAUUCGCACUGUUGACUCCUUCAGCUUCUGUUAUGGAAAAGUGGAGGUGCGGGCAAAACUGCCGGCUGGGGAUUGGCUUUGGCCAGCUAUAUGGAUGCUCCCCCACUACAACGAGUAUGGAUCUUGGCCGGCUUCAGGAGAGAUAGAUCUCUGUGAGAGUCGAGGUAACAGAAACUUGACCGUCAACGGUCUGAACAUCGGCACUGAACUCACUUCGUCCACACUGCAUUUCGGCCCUUACUGGUCUUUAGACCGGUGGGAGAAGGCCCAUUUUGAAAGACGGUCGGAGCCGGAGCAGGGUUUCGAUCAAGAUUUCCACAGGUUUCAGAUUGAAUGGACGAAAGAUUAUUUGCAAUUCGCUGUUGAUGGUGAGGAGAUUGGUAAGAUAACCCCACCGGAGGGAGGAUUUUGGGAACUUGGAAUGUUCAAUUCAACCAUUGGGACCGCUGAUAAUCCAUGGAUAUAUGGAAGCAAGAUGGCGCCGUUUGACAAAGAGUUCUACUUUGUAAUCAACUUGGCCGCGGGUGGAGUCAACGGAUACUUUCCAGACAAUGCAGAGAAUCCCGGAAGAAAACCAUGGAGCAACAAUUCAACUCGGGCCUCAACUGAGUUUUGGAAUGGCCGACAGCAGUGGCUCCCCACUUGGAAACUAGAAGUGGACAAUGGAGACAGCGCAGCUUUGCAAGUGGACUACAUCAAAGUGUGGGCUAUAUAAACGACAGUCCUCUGCCGAGGAAGGACAACAGCAGGCAUGCCAUGGAGCAAAACAAGUGAUUUUGGUUCCUACAGCUGUCAAUAGACACAUUAACUAAGGGUUUCAUUAAAUUCACUGUUCGAAUCGUUCAAUUACAGAGAAAUUUAAAAGAAACAGAUCAAACUCGAAACGUGUGGUCGAAACACUAUCCUCCAACGAAGAGAAUGCUAGGCAGUUACGAAGGCCCGCUCGCAUGUACUGUGCAAGCUGGAGACAUUAUCAGCUGCUACAGGAUCUGGGGUCCUCACAACAGUGGCAACGAUGAUUUCUAUCUUGUGGUAUGUAACGCCGUGUAGUCGUUGAAAUUCAACAGAUGUUUCGGAGGAACAUAUCGCCUCAAUCUUCAAGACCGAAUAAUAAGCGAAACAAGAAAGCAGUGUGAGGCAGGCAGCAAGAAAAGCACUAGGCUCAUCUAUUUCGAUAUAUUCCCACGUUUCCGUAAGCCACAUGCUCUGCUGUUUCAUGUCUAUUAUUUGCUUGCUUUCUCUACAUCCCCUAAGCUGCCUCAGGAACGUUGACUUUCAACGGACUUCAUGGCAUUAUAUCCCAGAAGAUACAGCCUUUCUUACAGUGUCUGUUGCUAUAUAGAACCUCAACGCGUAUUAAAUGAACGCAGCAUCGUCAACAUGUAUUUCUUCUAACCACCACUUAUCACCCCUUCUGUUUGUUAGAGGAUAGUACAAGGAGAAACCUGAAGGCCAACCAAAUUCCUACUUGAAUAAGUUCUAAAUAUAUUAUCAAUUUGCAAAGUGAAAACUGUCACCGAAUUCCAGCAGUUUCUUGUUCGAACAAACUGGACGAAACUUGAAAACAUCUGUGGUCCUCACGGCAGAGUCUUCCGGGGGAAAGAAACAUGAGGUCAGAUUUCACGGUGUCACACCCCAGAAGACAUUACUUAUCAUGAACCACGACUUACUCGUACGUCAUGUUUCUGGCCGCUUUAAAAUAUUUAGACUAAUCUAAACUUGUGCAUGUAUUCUGUAAGUGCAAUUUACGUAAGGGUAAUAAAUCAUAUAUUAGUGAUCAAA
Cryptotermes secundus is the source of this 3801-nucleotide messenger RNA. RefSeq names its product beta-1,3-glucan-binding protein. Gene Ontology annotation, molecular function: hydrolase activity, hydrolyzing O-glycosyl compounds; carbohydrate binding. Lineage: Eukaryota; Metazoa; Arthropoda; Insecta; Blattodea; Kalotermitidae. The transcript has 17 exons. Gene Ontology annotation, biological process: carbohydrate metabolic process. Bases 50 to 2734 code for a protein of 894 amino acids. The record is from RefSeq and is a predicted model, not a curated record.